AUGUUCGACGGCAAGCCCAAGAUCAAGACGCGCACCGUCACCAUCCUGAAGAAAGUCGCGCCGCCGGCCCCGCACACCCCGUCGCGGCCCAGCAGCGCCGCGCGCCCGUCGGCGACCCGCUACCAGCUCUCGUCGGCGGCGCAGCGCCCGCGGCCUGCGCGCGAGUCGCCCGCCGUCUCCAACAUCCGCAAGCGCAAGGUGUCGCCCAGCACGCCGCCGCUGUGGGCCAGCAGCGACUCCGAGAGCGAUGCGGAUAGCGACCGCCUCGCCGUCGCGGGCGCGAGCAAGCGCCUGAAGAGCAGUAGUAUUGAGCCCGCCAGCAGCAAUCGCCAGCUCGAGCCCGACCCGAACCGGCGCAUACGGAUACGGUGGGACGCGGAGAGGACCAACGGGCAGAAGAAUGGAACAGAUGGGCAGAAAAACGGAACAGACGGGCACACAGGGACAGGCGGCGACCGUCUGCGGCGCGGCAGCCUCACACACGGCCUGCUCAUGACAAGAGGCGAGUUCGCGAAAAACUACCGCCCUGCCUGGCCCGGGCCAAACAAACACCCCAUCCUCGAGCUGCAGUACCCCAGCCCGCUGCCGCCCGAGUCGUUCGAAGCCAAAGUCCCAACCGACUCGUCCGAAUACAACCCGCUCGGCGACAUCCAGUUCAGCAUCGAGGAAAUCAUUGCGCACUACCUGCCCGCCGACCUCUCCGCCGAACUCUCCUCCGACGUCACCGGCCCCGUCCGCAUCCUCAAGCGCGCCGCCGCCAGCGGCUCCUUCACCGACUACGCCCUCGAGCUAUCCCGCUUCAACGCCCUGGUCCGCGCCAAAGUCGCCGACGGCUCCAUCGCCCGCACCCUCGACGCGCUCCCCGCGCUGCCCCUCUCCCUCGUCAAGCACAUGACCCAGCAAACAUACUCCCGCAUCGUGUCCCCCCAAUCCCACAAGCUGCGCCGCGUCAAGGGCAAGGAGACCACCUACGGCGAGCUGCUCCCGAUCUUCAUCCACCGCGUGUUCGCCCAGACACGCCUCGCGUCGCACCACACAUUCGUGGACCUGGGCUCCGGCGUCGGCAACGUCGUGCUGCAGUCCGCGCUGCAGACCGGCGCGGCCUCGUACGGCAUCGAGAUCAUGCCGCUCGCCGCCGCGCUCGCGUCCCAGCAGGCCGCCGAGCUGCGCGCCCGCGCCCGCCUGUGGCACAUAGCCACGGGCCCGAUGACGCUGCUGCACGGCAGUUUCCUCGAGAGCCCGGCCAUCGACAAGGUGCUUGCGCGCGCCGACGUCGUGCUCGUCAACAACAAGGUGUUUGGCGAGGCGCUGAACAAUGCGCUGCUGCAGAAGUUCCUGGACUUGAAGAUCGGGGCCCGCGUGGUUAGUCUGGAGAGCUUUGGCGCGGGGGGCAGGGGCGGGGUCAGGGGCGAACAGAGUAUUGCGGGGUUGUUUGAGGAGGAGCGGUUUGAGAGCGGGACGGACUGUGUGAGUUGGGCGGGGGAGAGCGUGGAGUACUUUAUUGCUACCAAGGUGAGGUAG
This is a messenger RNA of Boeremia exigua, 1521 nucleotides long. Its product is annotated as S-adenosyl-L-methionine-dependent methyltransferase. Gene Ontology annotation, molecular function: histone H3K79 methyltransferase activity. The record is from RefSeq and is a predicted model, not a curated record. Gene Ontology annotation, cellular component: nucleus. Lineage: Eukaryota; Fungi; Ascomycota; Dothideomycetes; Pleosporales; Didymellaceae. The transcript is spliced from 2 exons. The coding region runs from base 1 to 1521 and encodes 506 amino acids. Gene Ontology annotation, biological process: DNA damage checkpoint signaling; DNA repair; regulation of transcription regulatory region DNA binding.